GGCCAUAGCCGUACAGUUAGGCUGGUCUCUGCAAUCAAGCACGUUAUCGUUGAGAAGAGUUUUGGCGCCGACAUUUUCAGAAUGUUUGUUUCUCGCUCUGAAUUUUUGGCUUUUGCUGUCUGAGCCUAAUCACUUGAUAGUGUAUCUUGACAACGCUCCUUACCGUGUAAGAGCUAGCAGGCCGUAGCCAUACACGCAGGCUGGUCUCUGCAAUCAAGCUCGUUAUCGUUGCGAAGAGUGUUGACAUUCACUGCUGCUGGUAACGAUGUCACUGUGAGCAACCACCCCUUACUAGAUCUCCAAGCAUUGGUUGUCGUCCAACUUCAAGUUUUUGUUGUUCAUCUAUAACAAAUUGCCUCCUUGCAUUAGUAGCUUACUCUCUGUCUAUCACCUUCAAUAACACCAGCUUUGGCAUUCGCUACUUGCCCUGUCAAGUUGUCCAUUUCGUGAAUUGUCGUUGAUUCGGCAACCACCUUUGUCAGAUUCAUCACAGGCCAACUGGGGCUUCAUUUGAGUCGUCAUUCUAUCUCUGUAGACUAUUAUACCCAACUUUGCCGAGUCCAUUUCCUUAUCGACCUAUCAAUGUCAGCGGACGUGCCCCCCGGCUUUGCAGAUCCCUGUCAUCUUUGCCUUCUUCACAAACUGGUUCUCGAGUGCUUGGCGUGGUCUUCAGGGUUUGCACCAUAUUUUUUGGCCAACCUUAUUGUGCUGAACGGCCUGAGCCUGUAUAGAUUUGGUCACACUAGGACGCGCCUGGCCGGCCUUUUCUGCUGGUCCUGUGAAUCCACAGGACUUGGUGACACUAGAACGUGCCUCGUAAGACCUCUGAGAGACAUGGCCAUUGAGGUCAGUAGAUCAAGACCUAGGAGAGACAUGGCCAUGGAGGUCAGUAGAUCGAAAUGUCUGACAGAGGCGUCCAUUGAGGUCAGUAGAUCGAGAGUCAGUAGAUCGAGGGUGGAGCUGUGAUGAGCAGAGGGGUUGUGGCUGCCCAUGCUUCAUUCCUGUCAUCAUGGUCCAAGUGCAUCAGGGAUCACUGGCAGAGCUGCGACGAGCAGAGAGGUGGUUGCAGUCCCAGCAUUGUCCUCCAAGGAUGCUCCAUUCUUCCAUUGCAGUCUACGUUGAUGCUGGUCAUACCACUCCGUUUUGGCUGAGGUACCUUUUUUCAUCCCACUGGCAUCUGCCACUUUUGCACCUCUUCUCCACUACUCCUAUUCGCUAGGAAUUCCAGCAAGGAUCUCACUAUUAACAUUGCUGAGAUUGUUGGGCAUCACUAGUUAAUAAAUGCUUGUGAUGCUUUCUCAGCCUGCGAGUGAACUCUCUGAUCUUGUCGAGUAUCAGUUCCAAGGUCAUCCCAUUAGCUUUAUAACCUGGGAGUGGGAGUUUUAAGUACCCGUACUGCUUACCCAUCUGUAGCCCAGAGCUCUUCCAGCCACCCCUUAUUUUGUCCUCUUCUCAGGUCAAGGAUAGAGGAUCAUUGGCACAAUAUCUGCAUGGAGGUGACAUCCCGGCUUGACAGCAGCACAUCGGUGGUGCACCAUUGCACGAGCUCUACACCCAUCAACGAUGCACCGUUACUCGAGCUUUACACACAUCAGCGGUGUAACAUCUAUCGCACAGGACACAGCAACAGUGUGCCAUCGCACAAGACGGAGAUCAACGCCAUGACAGCACACAGGCCACACAGCAACUGGGUACUCAACACAGACGGCAUGUCUUUUGCAUUGUGAAUACUUCCAUUUGAUUCAUUUCAGCCAGCACCCUGAUGCACCUUUUUUAGACGCUGUCACCUCAGUUAUUGGUAUAUAAAGGCUCCUCUAUCGUGUCAAGGUGGAAUACACAUUAAUGAUUAAUCAUGGGUAAAUGUCUGAUGUUUUGUGUUCAGGAGGACGGCAUUGUAUAGGAUGGUCUGGCCAACACAGAAUGUGGGCAUACUCUUUUGUUUGAGGACUCACAAGGACUUAGAUUAGUACGACUCCGUGGUGGUUCUCUCAAGAGAUUUGUGUUGACAGUAGCUGCUGCUGCUGUUGUGUCUUUCAUGGAGAAGCAGCAUUUUUGCACAUCCUUGUUUUCUGAGGUUUAAAGCUCUUGUACAGAUCUCAUUUUGCGGUUUGUUUUUUUCUUACUGAGGGUGGUUGGUAGUGUUUCUUUUUUUUUUUGAACCACCUUUUGUUAAGUUCUUUUUGCCUAGUAUGGUUGGCCGGUAGGUGCAACUCUGCCACCACCUGCCUGCAAAUGGUACCUAUAUUUCGAGGCCAUUCUGGGAAGAGAAUAGGCAAAUGAUAUGUGCUAGGUACCUUACAGCAUACCUCCCAGGUGAAAGCUCGCUCCUUGAGCUUUCUCUGGACUCUCCGCACUUUAUCUGCCGGUUCGCCCUGGUGGGAUCUCGAGCAGGUAUGCAGGUGUUGUAGACAUCAGCUUGGCUCCGUCGUCAAUUCCUUCCAUGUUCGCGAAAAGGAGUGUGGAGGCUCGACAGUUUUUCAAAUACAGCCCGGCCGGACAGAUAAUUGGUCGUUCAGGAACUUGCGUUACAUAUGUGAUGUCUGUGAUUGUCAGGAAUUGUUUUGUGUGUCGAAUAAAUAUAUCUCUGGCUC
Molecule: messenger RNA, 2591 nt
Organism: Chara braunii
Lineage: Eukaryota; Viridiplantae; Streptophyta; Charophyceae; Charales; Characeae
Source: the annotation of a GenBank genome assembly